Molecule: messenger RNA, 1911 nt
Organism: Medicago truncatula (barrel medic)
Lineage: Eukaryota; Viridiplantae; Streptophyta; Magnoliopsida; Fabales; Fabaceae
Exons: 5
Coding region: 1-1911 (636 amino acids)
Source: RefSeq, a predicted model, not a curated record
AUGCCAGGAGCUGAUGCUCCUGGCAAAUUUGCUAGGAGUAAUGCCAGGGAAACCCCUGGCAAAUUGCAAUUACAAACUGAACCAUUUGCCAGGAGCAAAGCCCUGGCAAAUUGCAGUAACCCCUGGCAAAUUUUCGGCGGGAAAGUUUCAUUCAAAUUUGAGCCCCUAAAGUCAAGGGAAUCUCUGCAUCAUGCAGAAAAUUCUGAAAAGCUGACAUGCCAGGGGCUCAACCCCUGGCAAAUUGCUGACAACUUUUUGAGUGUUGGAGACCGAGCUGUGCGAGGGGUAGCUCCUGGCAUGGCUCCUGCAAUGUUUAUUGCCUCUUGUUGUUCCCUUGCCAUCCUUGUUGCUGUUUGGAGCUGUUCUAUCAUCAAGCUUCAACAAUUGAACGUGACAAAGAUGGAGUAUUAUCAGCAUUAUCGUAGUUGGAUGUAUGACAUAACAUUUCCGGGAAGAAGAGGAUUAAAACCCCAUUUUGUGGAAGGAGUUCGCGCAUUUAUUUCAUGGGCAUGGGAACAACAAGUUCGUCAAAAUGAGGGAGGGAUAAGAUGUCCGUGUCUUAAAUGUGCGUGUAGAUAUAUAAAGACUGACCCCAAUGAAGUGAAGAAACACUUGGAAAAAGUUGGAUUUAUGCCUGAUUAUUGGGUUUGGAUUUAUAACGGUGAACAGUUUCAAAAUUUUGGGGCGGGAGUCAAUGUACAAGCUUCAAGUAGUGGAAUAAAUGUGGAUGAUAAUGAGCAAUUCAACAUGAUUAAUGAUAUGGUCGCUGAUGCUUUAGGUGUGGAAUUGUCUUACGAUGAUGAUGUUGAAGAUGAACAAGAUGAAGAACCCCCAAAUGACAAACUUUUAGCUCAUAAGGCAAAUUAUGGUGUUGCUGAUAAAGGUGUGGAUCAAAUUACGGAGAUGUUGUUGGAUGUGACUCCUUUUAAAGAUAAUUUUCCAGCAACUUAUUAUGACGCUAAGAGGUUGGUCAUGAAGUUGGGAUUAAAAGUUGAUAAGAUUGAUUGUUGCAUAAGCGGUUGCAUGUUGUUUUAUGACAAUGAAUUUGGAAAAAAUGACGGAGCACUGGUGGAAUGCAAAUUUUGUCAAAGUCCACAGUAUCGUCUAACCAAGAGUGGGAGGAUUCCGAAUAAGACAAUGUUUUACUUGCCAAUAAUACCAAGAUUACAAAGAUUGUUUGCAUCGAUGAAAACUGCUAGCCAUAUGACGUGGCAUCAUUCAAACAAAAUUCUUGGAGUCAUGCGACAUCCAUCCGAUGGUGAAGCUUGGAAACACUUUGAUGAAGUAUAUCCUGAUUUUGCAGCAGAUCCGCGUAAUGUAAGACUUGGAUUGUGCUCUGAUGGUUUCACUCCACAUAUCCAGGCAUCAGGGAAACCCUAUUCUUGUUGGCCGAUCAUUGUAACCCCCUACAAUCUCCCUCCUGAGAUGUGCAUGACAAAGCCGUACAUGUAUUUGGCGUGUGUUGUUCCAGGGCCAGAUAACCCUAAAGCAGGCAUAGAUGUGUUUCUAGAACCUUUAAUUGAUGAUUUGAGGAGCGUAUGGCAUUUGUCUGGUUGGAGCACUCAUGGGAAAAUGGCUUGUCCACAUUGUAUGGAAAAUAGGAAGGCGUUUACUUUGGAAGAUGGAGAGAAAAGUUCGUGGUUUGAUCAUCGUUGUUUCUUGCCUCGUGAUCACCCGUUUAGAAAAAGUAAGAAUGGCUUCCUGAAGGAUCAGAGAGUAGUAGUUGACCUGCCCCCUAAAAUCACAUCAGAAGAGGUGUGCACAAGAGUUAGUGAUUAUCCUAAAGUCACUGAUUUUGGCACAACUGUCCCAAUACCAGGAUACGGAGUUGACCACCACUACACAAAAAAGAGUAUAUUUUGGGACCUCCCUAUUGGAAAGAUAACUUGCUCAGACAUAAUCUUGAUGUAA